Messenger RNA from Oncorhynchus keta (chum salmon), 407 nucleotides. Its product is annotated as fatty acid binding protein 1-B.1-like. The transcript is spliced from 4 exons. The record is from RefSeq and is a predicted model, not a curated record. The annotation marks the transcript as partial. NCBI's taxonomy places the organism in Eukaryota, Metazoa, Chordata, Actinopteri, Salmoniformes, Salmonidae. Gene Ontology annotation, cellular component: cytosol; nucleus. Gene Ontology annotation, molecular function: fatty acid binding. Gene Ontology annotation, biological process: fatty acid transport.
UACCAGAUGGAGUCACAUGAGAACUUUGAGUCUUUCAUGGAGGCUGUUGGUCUCCCUGAUGAGCUUAUCCAGGAGGGCAAAGACCUCAAGAGCAUCUCUGAGAUUGAGGAGACUGGAGACCACUUCAAGGUGACUGUCACCACGGGGACAAAGAUCCUCACCAACUCCUUCACCAUUGGCCAGGAGACGGAGCUCGAGUCGCCGACCGGGGGGAUGGUCAAUGCUGUGGUGAUGAGGGAAGGUAACAAGCUGACGGCCAUCCUGAAUGGGAUCGAAUAUGUCACAGAACUUACAGACGCAAACACCCUCGUCAACACCAUGACUCUGUCUGGCAUGUCAUACAAGAGGACCAGCAAACGAAUGUGAAGAUCUACUGCACUCUUUGGAUUAAUAAAAUGUGAAAGUCA